Anolis carolinensis (green anole) is the source of this 3129-nucleotide messenger RNA. RefSeq names its product leukotriene B4 receptor 2. Gene Ontology annotation, molecular function: G protein-coupled peptide receptor activity; leukotriene B4 receptor activity. Gene Ontology annotation, biological process: neuropeptide signaling pathway. Gene Ontology annotation, cellular component: plasma membrane. The record is from RefSeq and is a predicted model, not a curated record. Bases 348 to 1487 code for a protein of 379 amino acids. Lineage: Eukaryota; Metazoa; Chordata; Lepidosauria; Squamata; Anolidae. The transcript has 2 exons.
CAAGGGAACAGGGAAGGAACAGGCUCUCCUAAACUGCCAUCCUCCAGUCUUGGAGAUGGCUGGGUGUGUCCUUCCUUUCCGAGCAAGUCCCAACUUGGAGAUCAUGAGGAGAAACCCAAGGAAGAGCGUGCUGAGAGCCAGCCCAGCAGCCACUCCCUGCCUCUUCCAUUACUCAACCUCAUUCCAGCUUCCAGUCUCGGCGUGCAUCAGAGCAGUUAAUUGUCGUAGCAAUCCACAGUCUCUGCAAAGAGAUCGAGAGCAUUCGUUUCCCAAAGGAGGAUAUGAAGGGACAGAGACAGCAGAAUCAGGAGACAGUUUCCCUGGCCUGAGCUGCACACAACUCUCCCAUGGCAUCCUCAUCAUCUCUGGUCAACACAACCACCAAUGAUUGCACCCGAACUUCAGGAAACAGCACUCUCCUUAGCUCCUCGACCUCCAGCGGUACUGGUGUUGUCUUUCUUCUCCUGGCUGCUGCCAUAGGACUUCCUGGGAACCUUUUUGUUAUCUGGAGCAUCCUAUGGAAAAUGAAGCCAAGUCAACGUUCAGUCACCUGCCUUCUGGUGGUUAAUUUGGCCAUGGCUGAUGCGGCAGUGCUGCUCCUCACUCCUUUCUUUGUUAUCUUCCUCAUUUUCAGGGAUUGGAUAUUUGGGCUGGCCAUUUGCAAAGUGGUGUACUACUUGUGUUGCAUCAACAUGUUUGCCAGUAUCUUCAUCAUCACCCUCAUGAGUGUGGAUCGGUGCCUUGCAGUCAACCAGCCCUACUUCUCCCAAGCCAUUCGCAAGAAGCACUUGGUGGUCAAGCUCCUAUCUGGGAUUUGGCUGGGAGCUAUCUUGCUGUCUAUCCCGGCCUUCUUAUUCCGACAGGUUGUGACGGACCCUUCAAAAAUGCGUCAUAUCUGUGAACCUUGCCACUCUAGGCCAAACCUAGCCAUUUUCCACUUCACCUUAGAAACAGUGGUGGCCUUUGUCAUACCAUUCACUAUCAUCGUUGGGUGUUAUUCUGCCAUUUUGAUACGGCUCAGGGGAGUGAGGAUGAGGCAAGGGGCUCGGACUGAGAAGCUCAUUGUCUCCAUUGUGAUCUGCUUUGCUGUCCUCUGGGUGCCCUACCACAUUGUCAACAUGCUCCAGGUGGCUUCGAACGUGGCAUCAGGAAGGACUGCAGAAAAGCUUGGUCAGGCUUGGAAGAGUGGGCGGGCAGGGGCCACCGCGCUGGCAUUCAUCAGCAGUAGCAUCAACCCGGUGCUUUACGUCUUUGCAGCUGGGAACCUCAUCAAGACUUCGGGGACCAACUUCAUUGCCCAGUUCUUUGAAGGAGCUUCUGAUGGGCUUGGACGGAGGAGCCAGUCUCAGAAAAACCUGGCAAAAGACUUGAUCGCUGUGGCAGGAGUUCCUGUGGCCGAAGAACAGCAACCCCUGGAAACCUAUCACAGGGUCAACCAGGACAUUGAGUGUAGGCUGGGUGAUGGCACAAAAGAGCAGCUCUCAUAAUCUGAAUAUUAACACUCCUAGAUUGAAUCACGGCAAAUUUCAACAUGAGACAGUUUCUGAGAAAAUGAGGCUGCAUUUGGUUGAGUCAGUCUGUCUAGCUCUGCCUUGUCUACCUUGACUGACAGAGAGUCUCCAGCAUCAAAAAGAGAUGAUGCUAAGAUCUGAGACCUCCAACACACAAAAUGUAUACUCUAUCACUGAGUUAUGGUCUGCCGUCCACUCAGCAGUAUUAUGUACUCUGCUGUUGAGCUAUGAUCUUCCUGCCUUAUAUUAUUUCACUUGGAAACUUAACUUCCAUUAGAAAGCACUAAGGAACAAUUCUACACUACAGCACUACUGAAUUACUUCCAUUGUUGCUCCCACCCACUAAAAACUUGAGAUGAAAGACAUUGUACUGAACUUAAUCUAUUCCAAAUCUGCUUUUAAGGCAAACCUUCAGAUUUGAGAUAGCUCCUGGUGGCGCAGUGGGUUAAACCCUUGUGCCGGCAGGACUGAUGACUUGAAGUUUGCGUUUCUGACCUGAAGGUUAUCAGUUCAAAUCCAACCCAGAGGGAGCACAGAUUAGCUCCGUCUAUCAGCACCAGCUCCAUGUGGAGACGUGAGAGAAGCCUCCCACAAGGAUGGUAAAAACAUCAAAACGUCCGGGCAUCCUCUUGGCAAUGUCCUUGCAGACGGCAAAUUCUCUCACAUCAGAAGCGACUUGCAGUUUCUCAAGUUGCUCCUGACAUGACAAAAAAAAAGAUUUGAAAUUUCUGAGUGUAAUAUAAAUGGAUUGACUUUGGAGAUUGACUAUGGUUUCCCCAUAUCUCAGCACAGAAUGCUUAAAGAUGGGGGGCUUCUGUCUCUCACACAUUUUUAUGGGCAUGUGCAUAUUUGCCUUUUGAGGAACCCUGGAUGUUUCAGUAUUAAAAUGAGGAAGCUGCCUAAAAAAUUCCUAGACAUCUGAAAAGGAAAGAAAUGAAAUCCUUUGGAACUGUUGGAAGAGGUCACAAUGAGUGGGAAUGGUUCAGUGUGUAAUGCAGGACAACCAAAGUUAGGAACAAUAAGGGAUGACUAAGGAUGACUGUUUGAUUUGAUGUUUUUAAAUCUCCAGAGUAAUUAAUAUUUAUAUUAUGUGGACUUCUUUUCCAUUUCUCCAUAUGCAAAAAGUGUAACACACUGUGGAGUGUUUCAAAUCUUGUUUUUUCAUAUAGAAACGUAUUUAUAAGCUAAAAUGGCCUGAGGAUGUGUCCAGCUUCAAUGGGUGUUUUUCCAUAUCAGUGGAGCAGAGGGGGAGGAAAGGGGUUUGGUAUCUUGGAUAACUUAAAUUGUUGAUUAAAAUUCAGGGUGGGUGUGCCUAUGUAGAAAAGCUUUGCAAAAUUCUUGAUGGAUUCCUUCAUUAUCUGCCUGCAGCAAUAAUCCCUACAACUGCCUGGCAUUUUGGGGAAGAGAUUUAGAGCAACAAAUCUAGUCUUGCCCAAUGAGAAGAAAAGAUUCCUGCAUUCCACGCUGCAAGCAUGGGGAAAAAACAAUAUUCUUCCCUACUUUUUCCCAUGCAAAAGAGGAUUAGUAGAUUGGAGUCGUGAUAUCUGGAAGUUGAUAGCAUGUAAAUAAAGAACGUAUGUUUUUUGUUCUUUUUGAUAUAAAAUAAUAAGAUGUAUCA